AUGAGCGCUGUCCUCAACAAAGGUGCUGAAAACCACCCACUGGCGUUCUGCUACCAGGUGAAUGGGUCUUGCCCCAGGACUGCCCAUCCUCUGGGCCUCCAGCUGACCAUCUACCUGGCCUGUGCAGCAGGCAUAAUUGUUACAGUCCUAGGAAAUUUGUUUGUGGUGUUCGCUGUGUCCUACUUCAAAGCACUUCACACUCCCACCAACUUCUUGCUGCUUUCUCUGGCCGUGGCUGACAUGAUUCUGGGUCUGCUGGUACUGCCACUCAGCACCAUUCGCUCAGCAGAGAGCUGCUGGUUCUUUGGAGAUUUCCUCUGCCGCCUGCACACCUGCUUGGACACCCUCUUCCGCCUCAUCCCCAUCUUUCAUCUCUGUUUCAUUUCCAUCGACCGCCACUGUGCCAUCUGUGAGCCUCUGCUCUAUCCCUCCAAGUUCACAGUUAGGGUGGCUCACAGGUACAUCAUAGCAGGGCGGGGGGCGCCAGGAGCUUACACGGCCUUCUUUGUCUACACAGAUGUAGUCAAGACAGGGCUCAGCCAGUGGCUGGAAGAGAUGCCUUGUGUGGGCAGUUGCCAGUUGCUGUUUAAUAAGUUCCAGGGCUGGUUAAACUUCCCUGUGUUUUUUUUCUCCUGCCUCAUCAUGAUCAGCUUGUAUGUAAAGAUCUUGGUGGUUGCUGCCAGGCAGGCCCAGCAGAUCAAUGUCUUCAACAAAAACCUGGGUGGCACUGCCAAGCAUGAUAGAAAAGCUACCAAGACCCUGGGCAUCGCUGUGGGCAUAUACCGCUUGUUCUGGCUUCCUUUCACCAUCGACACACUGGUGGACAGCCUCCUCAACUUCAUGACACCGCCUCUGGUCUUUGACACCUUAAUCUGGCUUGCAUACUUCACCUCGGCCUGCAACCCUAUCAUCUAUGUCUUUUCCUACAGGUGGUUCAGGAAGGCUCUGAAACUCACCCUGAGUCCAGAGAUUUUCUCACCUCGGACACCCACUAUUGAUUUGUACCAGGAAUGA
This is a messenger RNA of Pteronotus mesoamericanus, 1014 nucleotides long. Its product is annotated as trace amine-associated receptor 5-like. Gene Ontology annotation, cellular component: membrane. Gene Ontology annotation, biological process: G protein-coupled receptor signaling pathway. The transcript has a single exon. The record is from RefSeq and is a predicted model, not a curated record. Bases 1 to 1014 code for a protein of 337 amino acids. Lineage: Eukaryota; Metazoa; Chordata; Mammalia; Chiroptera; Mormoopidae. Gene Ontology annotation, molecular function: trace-amine receptor activity.